Molecule: messenger RNA, 948 nt
Organism: Morchella sextelata
Lineage: Eukaryota; Fungi; Ascomycota; Pezizomycetes; Pezizales; Morchellaceae
Exons: 5
Coding region: 1-948 (315 amino acids)
Source: RefSeq, a predicted model, not a curated record
AUGACGGACCAGCUUCAGCAACCACAGCAGCCUGACGCAAGGCCGGAAACUCGCGUCUGGCUCAUCAGCUCUGCGUUUGGCUCCCUUGGCUAUGCGGUUGCCCAGGAGGCACUGAAACUAGGCGACUACGUUGUUGCUGGGUGUAAGCGUGAGGAGAUUGAACUCGAGCGACGCACCAGUACAGCUCAAAACGACGGGUCCAGGGAAGAUUCUGAGGAUGAAAGUCGCAGUAUACAGUAUUUGAAGAGGAUUGGGGGCGACUCGUGCAUUAUUGUGGAAUUGGAUACCCGGAACAUAUCAUUAUGCCAAUCUGCCCUUGCUGAAGCGAUCAAUGUAUGGGGUCGCAUCGAUGUGAUCCUCAACUGCGACUCUAAAAGCACUCUAGAAGAGCUUAACCCUACGCACAUCCUCGACCAGUUUGAGUCCAACUUUUUCGGCCCGAUUAAUAUGAUGAAAUCGGCAUUGCCAUUCCUGAGGAAACAACGUGGCGGACACAUCGUGAAUGUUACCGGAUUGACUGGUCACAUGGGGACUCCUGGAUUGUCGGCUAGAUGUGCCAGUGAUCAUGCAUUAGAGGGGUUUACUGAUGCGUUGGCGUAUGAGAUUGCGCCCUUCAACAUCAAAGUCAGCAUAGUGCAACCGCCAUUAGAAGUGAAUGUUCUUCUAUCACCUCUCCACCUACAACCUUCAUCACAGCAAGCAUACAAUGACCCAACACACCCCUUCAGGAAUAUGGCCAAUAUUCUCUCCUUACCCCCACCCCCAGAACAUAUAAUGUCGGAAACAGUAUCGAUAAUUUUGCAUAUUGCGGCGCUGGAGAACCCACCGGGUAGGAUUGUGGUUGGGAAUGAGGGUAUAGAACAGGUAAAGGACAGAGUAAAGACAGUAUCGGAAGAACUAGAAGAAUUUUUAGAGGCGAGUUUGGGGGCGGAUAUACCUAAGGAGUGA